GAUUUCACAUGCCAACUCGCAUGCCUUCUGGAAUGGCCCGGCGAGCCGAUGUGUUCAGGAGUGUCCCAGCGAACCGGUGCACUUCUGCGAGUCGAACUUCUUCAUGCCUGUGGACAAGGAGGAGGGUUCAGACACCCCUCGCAGCUUUUGCGCUACUCCAGAGGAGCAUGGCAUGCCUGUGUGGAAAGACAGGAAUGCAGAUGCCUCGGGUUAUGAAGAGAAUGAGCCGAGUGUUCCUAGCUACAUCGUCCAUGGCUUGCUGGAGGCUUGGGAAGGCAAAAGCAAGAAGGACAGGCGCUUUGGGCCCUCCGAACAGAGCUUCCAUCAUGAGAUGCUGGGAUGCAAAGAUGAUGCUUAGGGCAUCUUAG
This is a messenger RNA of Durusdinium trenchii, 368 nucleotides long. Lineage: Eukaryota; Dinophyceae; Suessiales; Symbiodiniaceae. The record is from the annotation of a GenBank genome assembly.